UAGUCGGCGGCUUGCACAGCUGUUAUUUCAUUAUUACGUCAAAACAAAAAGUGUGUGGUGUCGAAAUAUAUAAAUGUGUUAAAUGAAAAGCGAGAUAAACAUUUAAAGCAAAGCUUAAAGGAAAGCUGUAUGAAAAGCCUUUAGGAGAGCAGGGUAAACGUGAAAACAUGAUGUUGAUGGUCGCGCAACAGGCGUCUUGACAGACAUUGGGCGCAGGAACUUAAGUGAAGACAUUCAGCCAAGGUUGAAUACAGUGCAUCCCAAACUGCUUGAUAGACAUGCAGUUUUCAUCUGCCGCCGAAUCUUAAAUCCCACCGUCAAGUUCAAAAUCACUGCGCUCGGGCGUUCUCUUCGGCUGACAUUCGUACUUCAACACACGAGCACAGAAACUCACCACGCUCAAAGCGACGACCGCGCGCAGGCGUAGCAAGCUACGUGCGCAGACAGCGGUAAAACGCGGAACACUUCGCUGAAGCUGCUGCAGUUGGACGCAAGCAACGCGCUUUGUCCGUCUCCUCAACAAUCUCGUCCCGUCGAAGUUCGCCAAUCCGCGUGUGUGCAUGUCUGUCAGCAUAUCUCUGCAUCCACCUGAGUAACUGUAGCCAUAGCCGUAUCCGUAGCUGUAGCUGUGUUGUCUUUUAGCGAAUCGAAACCCAUGCCUAGAAUAAUGCUGUUCAACGUCUAACAAUUUUGUUCACGUUUCAUCAAGUUUUGCAGUUUUGCAGUGCAAUUGCAACAGCAAGGGCUUGAGUUCACGCUUAACGCUAGGCACUUGUUUUCAGCCGACGAAUAGAAAACCCAAAUCAACCGAAAUCUAAAUCAAAACAAACCAAAACAAAAUAAAAAGAUAUAAACAAAAUGGCCUGCUUAAGUACUUCCGGUCGCGUCGCGUGCGGUUCGCGUAGCCACAAAUUGAUCUGUCGCCUAUUCCUGAACCACAGCCCGCAUAGUCGGCAGAGCAGCAGCCAGCUGCUGACGGGCGACACCACGGCAGGACACCCAAGGGAAUACAGAGCAACGCCCAAUCAGCAGGUGGCUCGCAGCUUUCAUGGAUUAACUCUCGGCAUUAACCAGGAUUACCUCAAUCUGCUGCAAACCUCACACAGCUGCAGCCAGCCGCCAAAUCUUCGCUCACACAGCUCCGUGCACACACAGCAGCCGGCUGGACCCGUGAGAGAAAUACAAAUUGAUCCAUACAUAAUACUCGAUGAUGAGCUCAAGUAUUUCUACGAUGAUGUACGAGAUUUACUGCAGUCGGGCACGUCACAGCCGGAGCUGGACACCAUCGCAUGCUACUAUUUCGACGGGCAGGGGAAGGCGCUGCGUCCCAUGGUGACCAUGUUGAUGGCCAAGGCACUGAAUUAUCAUCUGAACAACGAGUCACACCAAUUAGUACACAAGCAACGACAGAUAGCCCUCUUCUCCGAGAUGGUGCACUCGGCCAGCUUAGUCCAUGACGAUGUCAUCGAUCAGUCGGACUUUCGGCGCGGCAAGCCCAGCGUCAAUGCUCUGUGGAAUCACAAGAAGGUCACAAUGGCUGGUGAUUACAUUUUGUCGAUUGCCUCGAUUAUGAUAUCGCGCCUGCGCAGCGACGAUGUGACGAUCGUCUUGAGUCAGAUUUUGACCGAUUUGGUUCAAGGAGAGUUCAUGCAGCUGGGCUCGAGGGAAACGGAGAACGAGCGCUUCGCGCACUAUCUGACCAAGACAUACAGGAAGACCGCAUCGCUGAUUGCCAAUGCGUUGAAGGCGACCGCUGUUAUCGCCCAGGCCGAUGAUAAUGUGGCGGAGGUGGCAUUUCAAUACGGACGGAAUAUCGGGCUGGCCUUCCAGCUGGUGGACGACAUGCUGGACUUCGUCUCCUCCACAGAGCAGAUGGGCAAGCCGACGGCAGCUGACUUGAAACUGGGCCUGGCCACGGCGCCGGUUCUCUUUGCAUGCGAAAAGUAUCCCGAGCUCAAUCCGAUGGUGAUGCGUCGCUUCAGCGAACCGGGCGAUGUGGAGCGGGCCUUCGAGCUGGUUCACAAAUCGCAUGGACUCGAGCAGACGCGCUUCCUGGCCAAGAAGCACUGCAACGAAGCGAUACGGCUGGCCCAGGAGCUGACGGAGUCGCCCUACCAGAAGGGCCUCCAGGUCGUCGCCGACUUAGUCAUCAAUCGCAUGAAGUAGAGUCCACCAGACAUCUAUACAAAUUAAUAUAUAUAUAUAUAUGUAUACAUAGUCCUAAGUUAGAAGCAGGCAGACAGCACCUAAUGCUAGAUAAGUCAGCGAAUGGGAGCGACAAUUAAACAUUUGUAAAAAGAAACUAGAAAAUCUACAAAAAAA
This is a messenger RNA of Drosophila arizonae, 2322 nucleotides long. It is a transcript of the gene qless, whose product is annotated as decaprenyl diphosphate synthase subunit 1 qless. Gene Ontology annotation, biological process: ubiquinone biosynthetic process; isoprenoid biosynthetic process. Gene Ontology annotation, cellular component: mitochondrion; transferase complex. NCBI's taxonomy places the organism in Eukaryota, Metazoa, Arthropoda, Insecta, Diptera, Drosophilidae. Gene Ontology annotation, molecular function: prenyltransferase activity. The record is from RefSeq and is a predicted model, not a curated record.